AAUCGCCGAUUGAUUCAUCAGUCACUGCCAUUCGAUGUUAAAAGGGCAGAAGAAAGAAACAACAAAAACUAUAUAAAAAACACCAAUAAGUAUAAAUCAUUUUCACAUUCCUAUAAACGAAAACGACGACUAGAGAGAGGGAGGGGGGGUCAAUGUCCUUCAGCUUUAGUAGUUUAAUGCCGAGAAGAAAUCUUAUUUGUCAUGUAAUUACUUGAGACAUCUCCCUCAUUCCCUCUCUCUAAAACUUCUGAUCUGCGAUUUCAUUCAUCAAAGGUAAUUUGGAUUGGAGGGUGAUUGCAUAACUGAAGACCUCAAUCUUCUGGACACAUUAGCAAUACUGCACAUGGAACCAAAUGCUACAAUCGAGGAGGGAGAAAGUUUGAGAAAUGGCCUUGAAUUGGUGAGAUCAGUUUCUGAUAAGCACUUCGAUCUUUUGAGGCCUUCUGCUCGAUACAAUUCACUGUUUAAAGGGCAAGCAACAGACAUGGGAGACCCGAAAGGCAAAUAUACCCUUAUUAGAGAUGCAGAUGACUUCCAACUAGGGACUUUUGACAAGCCCCUUCCUUGCUUUGGUUGUGGGAUAGGAUGGCUUUCUUUUCUGUUAGGCUUUGUGUUCCCACUUAUGUGGUACUAUGCUGCAAUUCUGUACUUUGGAAACUACUAUCGAAAGGACCCUAGAGAGCGAGCUGGCCUUGCUGCUUCUGCAAUUUGUGCAAUGGCAUGUUCAGUUGUAUUGUUGAUCAUAGCAAUUGUUUGCCUAUUCUAGCCGGUCUGUCAAAUUUGGUUUCCUCUUUAUACACCCUUACAACCAUCCACAAAGGCAAGUUGAAUUUGGAAAUAGAGCCGAGCGUGUUUUUUUAUUUUUUCAGAUAGGCAAGCUGACCGUGGUUGGAUUAAAAUUUGAUGUAUAUAAAAGUGAAGUAAAGAUUUCUCAAAUGUUUCAACAAUGUAUAAUAUCAAAUAUUGCACAAUAUAGAAUUAAUACAUUGGAAUUGUACAGAACUUCUCUAUAGUACUAUAUAAUUUGAGGCUUUAUUUUAUGAGCA
Camellia sinensis is the source of this 1046-nucleotide messenger RNA. RefSeq lists its product as uncharacterized. The record is from RefSeq and is a predicted model, not a curated record. Lineage: Eukaryota; Viridiplantae; Streptophyta; Magnoliopsida; Ericales; Theaceae.